Molecule: messenger RNA, 1074 nt
Organism: Ailuropoda melanoleuca (giant panda)
Lineage: Eukaryota; Metazoa; Chordata; Mammalia; Carnivora; Ursidae
Product: KRAB domain-containing protein 4-like
Exons: 2
Coding region: 17-361 (114 amino acids)
Biological process (GO): regulation of DNA-templated transcription
Source: RefSeq, a predicted model, not a curated record
UCGGCACUCCGGGCUGAUGAGGAAUGUGCUGUUGCAGGAAUCCUUGACCUUCGGGGAUGUGUUUGUGGACUUCACCCUGGAGGAGUGGCAGCAGCUGGACUGCGUUCAGAAGAACCUCUACAGGGAUGUCACGCUGGAGAACUACAGCCACCUGGUGUCCGUGGGAUACCUGGUUCCCAAACCAGAUGAGGUCUUGCGAUUGGGUCGAGGGGAAGAGGCCAGGAGGGCAGAGAGAGAGCCGCCAACGCGCAGCUACCCAGGUGAGGACGCCCGGGGGCAGUCGGGUGGGACCCGGAACCUGGGAGGUCUGCGAGAGCUGGGCGUCAGGGGCAGGCCUGGGAGCUCUUGUCAAAGCCCCUAGACUUUGGGACAUGACUUGGGUUCAAUGAAACCAGCCGCCGUGGUAUCCACACGAUGCCCCCCCCCCCACCGCCCUUCUACAGCCCCCUGUCCUUCUCGGGGUUCAGACCGUGCGGCCACCGCUGCUCUUCAGAUCCCAUGUCCACCUUCCGGUAGCCUGGGUGGCCUUCCCCGUUUCCUGCUCCCCCUCCUUUUUGGAAGCUUUGACGCUGUUUUCCCUCCCUCGGUAUUGGCUUUUUUCUCAGAAGACAUGGGAUGUAGGUGUGACGCUUCCUCUUUAUUUGUCGUCUGUGGGCCCUUUACAUCUGACGCUGGGAGUCUUCUUCAGCCUCAGGGAGUCAUUCCGCCUGGCUUGCUGGAGUGGUGGGGACCGCAAGCUUUGCUGGUGGCCUCCAGCUUGGCCAGGCCGGGCAGCCCCCGUGCUCUCUCUGUUCUGUUGUGCUCAACAGCGUCAGCCUUCACGGGACCGAGUCCUCGCUUCUCAGUCCCUCCGUCUCUUCCAAAUGUGACUCGACUCCGCCUGUUGUCAGCUUCCUGCUCUCAUCACUGCGUCCCUCCCGCUCAAGGGACCCGGAGAGGACAUCCCUCAUGGGCAGCCUGCUUCCAUGAGCGCUGUCUCCGUCCUGGGCCCAGCGGCUCUUUGCUUCGUUCGUGGCUUUGCUUGGUCUGGCUCUGGGCCCCUGGUGGGGAUCCACACACUCUUCAGAUGUCGCU